Molecule: messenger RNA, 1678 nt
Organism: Dendroctonus ponderosae (mountain pine beetle)
Lineage: Eukaryota; Metazoa; Arthropoda; Insecta; Coleoptera; Curculionidae
Gene: Dnaaf3
Product: dynein axonemal assembly factor 3 homolog
Exons: 4
Coding region: 300-1610 (436 amino acids)
Biological process (GO): motile cilium assembly; axonemal dynein complex assembly
Source: RefSeq, a predicted model, not a curated record
UCGCCAUUUUGAUCACAAUAUUCAAAUGAGAAUUUGGCUUUUUUGCAAGCUUUUAAAGGAAUAGAAGCGAAAAGUGUGUCAGUAUUGUUUCAAUGCAGAAAUGUCAUCAACUCCAAGCAAUAAACAAGUCAGACACGUGUCAACUGUCACUCGACAACGAGUAAUUUGACGUUUGACGCAGCGCCACCAUCGCUAGUUGACCUGGCGAAUGGACUCUCGCGCAGCUGCCCCCUGUAGUUGCCAGGCAACCAAGUUGCUGGUUUGAUCGAUGUCACUGUCAGUCGCGCACAACAAGCAAGAUGUUCUGGGGGCUAACGCCUGCCGUCGAUCUAUGCCAGAUGUACCUGGACUGUUCCGCCCAGCUGCCGGCGGAGCUAAACAUCCUCUUAGUGGGGGCCACCGACUGUCGGCAUGUGCUCCAAACGGUCGCGCGGCGCUACAGACACCAACCGCUGCAGCUGAACUUCCACCUGGUGGAGGGUUGCAUGGAGACGGUCGCCCGCCAACUUCUGAUCCUGCUGACAGCGCUGCAGCCGCAGCUGGGGCUGGAUCAGAAGACGCGCCUCCUGAUGGAGCUCUACGGCAAUACGGUGCUCAGACCGUUCAGUGCCAACUACCUGGUCAAUGCCGCCCGCGACUUGCUGGAAAUGGUGGCCGACUGCGAUUAUCUUCGCCGGAAAAUUCCCAUGGUUUCCUUAGGGUUGAAAUAUCGCGAUCGUGACUAUUUGGAAAAUUUGCUAAAAUUCUGGGCGGGGCCGCAGGAGUUCAACGUGCUGGAGAUGUGGGACAGGCGGCUGCGCAACUGCCUAGCAACCAGGUACGACUCGAAGGUGGGCGUGUUCGACUGGGACUUGCACAUGCGACUGCGCCGGGUGGGGGCAGGGCAGGUGUGCGACCAGGAGUACCGAUCGUUCCGCCUCCACGGGCUGGCCUUCUCCUGGUUGGAGAGCGCAAUGUCGCGGCCCAAUCGCAGCCUAGUGGGCGGGGUCAUGUCCAACGCCCACUUCGGUUACCUAGGAGACAUGGAGACUGGGCCCUUCAUUGGCUACGGGCUGGAGUGCGAGGAUGCCGCCUUCCUCAAGUCCACCAAUGGGCAGAACGCCUUCCGGUCUACCGACGUAACGGAGCGGAACUUGAAGCAAAUCCUGUUCGAAAUCGAGCACCAGGAGCCCUAUCGGCACAUCAACACGGACGAGCGCCAACUGGGGGGCACCAGGCUCCGGCAGGACACGCUCAUAGUGGACCCCCGCGCCUUGGAAGUGACCCCAAAUGCCCCCCAGCCGUGUCUAGCGCUCCCCAACGUUUCCGUCCGCUUCCUGCCCACAUCCAGCCUGGCUCGCAUGCGCCAUCAGGACCAAUACAAGCAGUUCUUCGACCUGGUGUACUUUGCGCAAAACCAUCUGGACCAUCUGGAUGAAGAACUGGUGGGCCGAGUGGCGAAGAGGCUGAUCGUGGUGGAACAUCAGCUCUUCGUCGUCAAGCACCGGAAGGCGCAGCUGGAAGAAUACGCGCAAAUCAUCAGGACGAAGAUCGCCGGUUUGGACGCGCAAGAGCUGCCGUUUGACGUGGAAAAGGACAGCUAUAUGCGGUUUGUGCUCGGGAGCGAGUAAGACACCAAUGUGAACUGUUAAUGAUUAUACAGCGUUUAAUUCAUAAAUACAGUGGCGUAACUAGUAAA